This is a messenger RNA of Salvia splendens (bonfire salvia), 675 nucleotides long. RefSeq lists its product as uncharacterized. The coding region runs from base 1 to 675 and encodes 224 amino acids. The transcript has a single exon. Lineage: Eukaryota; Viridiplantae; Streptophyta; Magnoliopsida; Lamiales; Lamiaceae. The record is from RefSeq and is a predicted model, not a curated record.
AUGUCCGAAAAGAAAGAGCAAGUAAAGCCCUUAGCUCCGGCAGCCCACCGCGUCGACAUCGACGACUACGACCGCUCCAACGCCUUCCCAGACGAGCUCGGCCCGCUACUCUGCCGCCGGCGCCAGAGGUUCAUCAAGCUUUGCGGCUGCUCCUCCGCGAUCCUCUUAAUCGCGUUCACGGUCGUGCUAGUGCUCAUGUUCACAGUCUUACACGUCAAGAUUCCGUCGCUAAAGGUGAAUCCCGUCACCGUGGAGGGCGUCGCCGAGCUUAACGGCACAUUGGGCUUCGGGCCGGGCCGUAACUUGACGUUCGGGUUCGGGCUUGAGGUCAAGAACCCGAACGUGGCGCCGUACCGGUUUGGCAACGUGGCGACAUUUUUGUACUACGGCGGAUCGCUGGUGGGCCAGGCGGAAGGCCCGGCGGGGGAGGCCCGGGCCCGGAAGAGGGUUCGUGUGGAUGUUAGGGUGGUAGUUAUGGUGGAUAAAAUUAGGGAAGUUGAAAGAUUAAAGGGGGAUUUAAGCGUUGGAAUUUUGAGUAUUAGUAGCUAUAUGAAGGUUAGUGGGAAGGUGAAGAUUACGCAAGCUAUUAAAAAGAAUUUGGUUAUAGCCAAAUUGAAUUGCACCAUGAAUUUGAUUGUGAGGACGCAGGGAAUUCAAGAUUUGAAUUGCCACUGA